Messenger RNA from Pungitius pungitius (ninespine stickleback), 7155 nucleotides. Its product is annotated as growth factor receptor-bound protein 10-like. Gene Ontology annotation, molecular function: insulin receptor binding. The transcript is spliced from 16 exons. The record is from RefSeq and is a predicted model, not a curated record. Gene Ontology annotation, biological process: negative regulation of insulin receptor signaling pathway; negative regulation of Wnt signaling pathway; insulin receptor signaling pathway. Bases 1632 to 3371 code for a protein of 579 amino acids. NCBI's taxonomy places the organism in Eukaryota, Metazoa, Chordata, Actinopteri, Perciformes, Gasterosteidae.
UCGCUGGGUCUCGGCGGCGGCGGAGGUGACGUAGCCUCGGCUUAGCGGAGGUGGAAGAACGCAGCUCCCCCUGCCGAACCGGACCGUGGGACCCGCCGAGCCCCGGUGGAGCUGACGUGGAGCCGGGUUGCAGCCGGGUUGGAGCCGGGUUGGAGCUGGAUGGGUUCGCGUUAGUUUCCAGGAAGGCGCUUUGCACCAGUGAGGCUGCAGUGAAUCGAAUCCCCAAAGAAAACAACAUUCCUGCACACUGCAUCCAGCGGAGAGAGAAAAAAAACCCACGGUUUUAAUAGUCAGAGGAAGCAAAAAAGUGGGUUACAACAUUGUGUAUGUGUGUGUGUGUGUGUGUGUGUGUCAUGCUGUAUCACAUCAACACACACACACACACACAUUACCCCAUCUGUAAGCAGUCACUGUAGGUUUAGUGUGUGAAGAGCAAAUGAGCCCUUGUUUCUGCAUACUUGCAUAACGCUACACAUAACUGGGCAUCGUUUCAGGCCUGUGUAUAUGGUGUGUGUGUGUGUGUGUGUGUGUGUGUACGCAUGCAUCGUUAGUGAGAACUUUAGAGCUCCUCCAGAAAGUGUCUCAUAGGAAGCAGCCGGCAGAUCCCCUUGCAUUCUAGCGCUUAUCUGUUCAUGCAGAGUCCUGCGAGAAGGAAUCCGCGUUUUGUCAAGAGGUCGGAGGUCGGCGGCUCCACGCAGGGCGACGGGCGCGCUCGGCCGCGGCGUCGAUUCUCCGAGACGUUGGCGCUGCGGGGCUGCGGAGUGACGCUGUGGAGACGUUUGCUGGUGUCGAGACUAUCCAGAAAAACCUGAAGCUUCGAAGCUUCAGGCCAAAGAUCUUUUCUGACUGCAUGAAGAAAAGAGAAAAGCCCGGCCCAAACAGAUUUCUUGAAGACGAGAAAAACCUCACUGACAAACCGAGGGGAUCGUGAAGGGACGAUUUGAUCUGUAUAUCGUUUGUGUAGUAAUAGCAUCCCGCUCAGACACCAGAUCCUGGGGGUGAUGCAUGAGUCACAACGUUAUACACAUAAACACGACGUCACUGCGUUGCUUAAAUUCCUCCCCGCGAAUGUUUUCAGAACCAUGAUGUGAUGAACCGUCGCUCUGUGUAAUCAUGGAACAGAGACCGGACUUUCCCUUGGACUUAUAACACUGCUGCGAGUAUUGCUAUCUGUCGCUAGAUCGAGGUCCCCUUCCGGCCUCCAACUACACACUGUGUACACAGUGUGUCCACAAAUAGGUAAUCCCACACUAUCGCUGAGUGGGACAGACACACCUGUGUAACAAAUGCAACGCCUUCCGCUCUGGAUGUGUCCGCACAUUUCAUUCAUCCACUGGGUCUGCAGUGAUGUGAUUACUGCUCUAGUUUUAUUUAUCCAGCUUUAGUGCAUCUAGUAGAAAUAUGUCAUUGCAUAAUUUUGUAUAAUUACCAUAACAGCGCCUGCCAUAUGUGGUAUGUUAAUGAGUAAAUGUAUCCGAGGGGGGGGUUUGGGAGAGAGUUGUUGUAGCUGCAGACUUUCCCUUUCAGCUCAAAGGCCCUGCAGCCAAGUUGCCUUCCUUGGAAAGCUUUUGGCUGCUGCUUCUCAGAGCUGUAAAUCUCACUCGGGGCAUUAAUGGAGUGGAGCUGAAAGCAUGGACCGCUCUUCCUCCCGCCGGCCCGAGGAGCUGAUUGUUCCAGGCUUUCAGCGCUCGGCCAAUCAAAACCUGCCACAUCACCAUGAGGACGAUGUGGAUCUGGAGCAGCUGGUGAACGACAUGAACUCCUCCACGGAGAGCGUGGGCCCCGCGCAGGCCGACACGGCGCGGCUCCUGAACCGCGGCGGCGGCGGCGUGGCCGCUCCUCGCCAGCAGCAGGGACACGGCCAGGCCCACCACCGCCGCCACACCCCGCCUCUGCUGCCUUCCUGCCCCCCCAGGGAGAGGCUGCUGCAGUCUCAGCCGAUGCACAUCCACGCCGUCAGGUGUCUGCAGGAAGAGCACCUGCUGCGUCCGGCCUCCCUGCCUGCCAUCCCCAACCCUUUCCCUGAGCUCUGCAGCCCGGCCGGCUCCCCCGUCCUCUGCCCCCUGCAGACCUCCAACAACCACAUAGUGAAAGUGUGGAGCGAGGAUGGCGCCGGUAAAGUUGUGGAGAUCCCGGCUGACAUGACGGCCAGAGACCUGUGUCAGCUGCUGGUCUACAAGAGCCACUGUGUGGACGACAACGCCUGGACCCUGGUGGAGCACCACCACAUCCUGGGCCUCGAGAGAUGUCUGGAGGACCACGAGCUGGUGGUUCAGGUUCAAGCCUCCAUGAGCAGCGACAGUAAAUUCCUCUUCAGGAAGAACUAUGCCAAAUAUGAAUUCUUCAGGAACCCCCUGAACUUUUUUCCAGAGCAGAUGGUGGCUUGGUGUCAGGAGUCUGACGGCUCGAUCCCUCAGUCGCAGCUCUUGCAGAACUUUCUGAACUCCAGCAGCUGUCCGGAGAUCCAGGGCCAUCUGUACGUGAAGGAGCCCGGACGCAGGUCCUGGAAGAAGCUCUACAUGUUCCUGCGGCGCUCCGGCCUCUACUUCUCCACUAAAGGAACGUCCAAGGAGCCGCGUCACCUGCAGCUGCUGUCGGAUCUGGAGGACAGCAACGUCUUCACCGUCAUCACGGGCCGAAAACUCCACAACGCUCCGACAGAUUUCCACUUCUGCAUCAAGCCCAGCAAAGUGACGAGUGACGGCAAGGAGCUGAAGAUGCUGUGUGCCGAGGACGAGCAGAGCAGGACCUGCUGGAUGACGGCCUUCAGGCUCCUCAAAUACGGGAUACUUCUCUAUCAGAGCUACAACGUCCCCCAGCAGAGGAAGUCCAACCUCUCGCCUUUCUCCGCCCCGGUGCGCAGCGUGUCGGAGAACUCCCUGGUCGCCAUGGACUUCUCCGGGCGGACCGGCCGCGUCAUCGAAAACCCCCUCGAGGCCCAGAGCGCCGCCCUGGAGGAGGGACAGAGCUGGAGGAAACGGAGCCAGCGUAUGAAUGUCCUGGGGAGUCCCAGCCCUCUACACCCGUCCUCUCUGAGCACAGUGAUCCACAGGACACAGAUAUGGUUCCAUGGUCGCAUCAUGAGGGAGGAAGCCCACAAGAUGAUCAUCCAACAAGGCCAAGUAGACGGAUUAUUCCUGUUGCGGGACAGUCAGAGUAAUCCCAAGGCGUUCGUGCUCACCUUGUGCCACCACCAGAAGAUCAAGCACUUCCAGAUCCUGCCGUGCGAGGAGGACGGUCAGGUGUUCUUCAGCCUCGACGACGGCGCCACCAAGUUCACCGACUUGAUCCACCUGGUGGAGUUUUACCAGCUCAACAGAGGAGUGCUGCCCUGCAAGCUCAAACACCCGUGCACCGCUGUGGCCUUGUGACACUCCACGCCCCCCUACAAACACCCCCCGACCCUUUUUUUUUAUUUUUUAUGUACACGUCUCACCCUGAGACCCCCCCCCCCCCCCCCCCACCCUCAUCAGCCCCUUCCUUACCAACGCAAUGAGGGUGAGGAGAUGGAGAAAGGUCGGGUUUUGGGGACGUGAACUCGCGUCGGGUGGCUUGAUUCAAUGGGUUGUUGGAAUGUGAGAAACAAACUGCGUCCCAGCUCCUGCGACGUUGUCAUGGAGACUAAAUGAUUUGGUUUUGGCCCCCGUGAAGACGAACCAUUAACUAGACGGACAAGUAAAGUCUGCUCAAAAAAGGAGCCCUUCGGGGGUCUCUCUGACGGAGAGUCCCUCAGCCUUCAAAACCCUCCCUCAUCCUGCGGGGCCCGAUAAGCUGUGGUGACCGCCCGACCCCCCCUAAACCCACCCUCCCCUUGAUGCACCGGGAAGGACGGAGGAGCACCACCCUCUGACCUCUCUCAUCGAUAAUCAGGGAUGGACGGGAACCUCUCUGGGUCUCAUCAAACGUGAUCCAGGAGUUGUUUCAACCUGUGCAGUCCAGUCUCAAUAAGCUGACACCCCCCCCCCCCAGAUGAAAACCCCCCUGAUCCGGCAGAAAAAGUCUGGAAGGGAGGGAGAGGAGCCCGGCGAGGGUUUGCUGGAAGGACGGAGGAAUGUUAACCAGGAAAAGGCUGCAACAAGCCGCUCUUGUCCAGUUGAUUACUUGAUGUCAUUUUAAUGCUGUUUUAUUACUGUUGAUUCAUUGCAGAACUCGUUUUGCACUCCGGGGCGGACAGACGACAGCUGUUCUCCCUCCCUCUCCCUCCCCCUCUCUCUCUCUCUCUUUUAGCUAAACGAAGCCGCCUGCUCCUCCGUUCGCCCUCCUCCUCCCGCGUUGCCUUCUGAGAAUGCGCGUGAGCGUGCGCCGGUUUGCGGUUGGAUUACGGCGUGCCGUGGGGGAGCACACGGAGAGCCGGUGGCUCGGUUACGCGGUGCCUUUCGGGAAGGUCCGGGGUGAGACGUCUUUGACCCCCCCACCACCUCCCGUGUGGCUCGAGAACCAACAUGAACAUGCUUGAAGAAAAAAAAAAAAAAAAAAGAAUGUGCGUCUGAAGACAAUGAGGAAGAGGAGGAAGACUUGAAUGGACUCCUGAGAAGCGUGUCCCUCCCCAGGCUCUUUGUUUUUUUUUUAAUCGAAAGGGUUAAAUCUGUUGGGUGAAUUUGUCUGAAUGUCCUUUUUUCCCCCCCCUAAGUCUGUUAUGAGCUCACUACUUGCACAUUUUUGACGGGAUGGAGCUGUAAUUUUUGGAUUCUGACCACUGUUCCCUCUUUCCAGAAAAAGACAAACCAACAAAAGCACUCCCGUAACCUUUUUUGUUUGUUUGUUUGUUUGUUUUUAAUGUGGAAUUGAUCAAAUGACUUGAAAUGUGAACUCAGUUGAACUCCUGGAAUGAGAUUCACGCGCCUUAAGUGAAAAAAAAAAAAUGGGCCUUUUGUAUGAAAUCCAAACUAAACCGUAAUGCACAUACAGUAAAAUGUAUCAGGUGUCAAGAAGAUGAACAUCAACAGUGUAAAAGGUUAUGUUAAAUGGAUGGUUAAACAUUUUUGCAAAUAUUUUAUUUUACUUUCUUGUGGAGAGUUAAAGAUCGAGAGACAUAAAGAUCGAUACCAUUCUUAGCUUAGCUUAGCUUAGCUUAGCUUAGCUUAGCUUAGCUUAGCGAAAAGAGGGAACGAGUGGAAAUGGCUAACUUGGCUUUUCCGGACAUAUCAAAGUGACUCUGAAGAUCACAGAGUUUCACAUUGUGUAUUAAAAAAAAAGAAGAUUUAAAGUUUUACCAGUGGUUAUGUGCUGUAUUGUUGCCACUUCCCUUAAAUAAGCUAACUAGCUAUUAGCUAGUACAGUUGCUUUGUAUUAACAGUAUUUUUCUCAGUGUUUCAGAUAUACUAAAGGCAAGAAACUGGUAUCAAUUUACUUAUCUAAAUCUUUACAAGAAGGCAAAUAACUAUAUUUAGUGUUAAUGCAAACUGUCAUUUCUGGCCUAUUUUCUUCUGGGGAGCUGCACAGCGACGACGUCUUUAUCGAACAACACUUACGCAAUAAUCCACCACUGGACCAGCGUGCCUCGUAGCCAUCGUUGGUGAUGAGGUCACACAGGUGUUCAUUCAUUACUUUAGAGCUGAUGUUUUUAAAUCCAAAAUCCAAAUCCAAAAAAAAUUGUGAUUCCAGCUUCUCACACGUGAGCCUUUUCCUCGGCUUACGUUUUUUGUAUACUGAAUAUCGCAGUUGGUCAGAAAAAAUCCCCUUGGUAUCUACGAAUAUUAUAAUGCACAUUUCUUUUUUUAACUUUCUGACAUUUUGGAGACCACAAACAAUUCACGGAUCAAGUGAGAAAAUGCAUCAAAUUUGAAAACGAUCAACAUGAGCCUAACCGGCAGCAUUCUUAAUGAGGCCAGCUGGCUCCAUUUGUGUAGCAAUAGGUGAAUAUUUUGUUGAAAACCGCGUGGUCAUACGCAUGUCUGAUGGUUGCAGGAAGGUAAUGUGGGAGGAAGUGAAAGGAGACGAGGCAGGUAUACGAGGCAACGUGGGUUUGUAAAAAAGAAUAAUGUGACACUUAAUCAAAACAAAUCCCUUGAGGGCCAUCUUUUGUGUAGUUGGACUCGUUCCACCUGGGUAUACAAUGGCAUACAAAGUGACUUCGACAUGGGAUCUCAGUUUGUCCAUGAUUAUUUUGGGGUUGGGGAAACCAUGGACCACAUCUGGACACAAAAAAGAAUCGAUUGCGGGUAUCGCUGGACCGGAGGUGUUUGUUUACUGGCAUAUUUGGGUCAAUUCUUUGAAAGUAUCAAGCACUGAUUCCCGGCCCCACAAUUGACCCGUGGCCAAUCCGAAAAGAACCUUAUUAAUAGGCCCUCUCCUGAUCAUGUCAUGUGACCAGAACACCUGCUCAGCCUCACCUGCACCGCCCCUCCGUCCCCCCGCCCGCCCCGGCUAACUGAGCGCUCUGUCCAAGCACCGUCACCGACUCCGAUCCACUGCCACCGGUUAGUCGACCAAUCGCGUGGCUCGAAUGACUCACCAGCUCUCUGUGCUCCACCAAUCAGGCCUUUUUCAGUCAGCCAGUGCAGAUUCGCUCCAGGGAUUGGAUAAUGCUUGAAUCUCCAGCCCCCUCCCCCCCCCCCUCCCCCACCUGUGUCCAGCCUGUAAGCUAUGGCCCUGUGGAGAAUAUAUAUAUGUGUGUGUGUGUGUGUGUGUGUGUGGAUGGCCAGACUGUUAUAUUCAUUAUUCAGGAUUGCUUCGUCUGCUGCUUAUCAUCAUAACUUGCCUUUUUUUAGACGGUAAAGAGGAAGGUUGCUUGUCGGUCGGCUGAAGUCGAGCUAAGCCGUGGAUUUAGAGGAGCCGGGUGGGGGGGGCGGGGGCGCAAAGACCCUCGUCCUCCUCCCCCUGCUCCCUCCAUUAAUUAAUCACUGUGCUACAAUGCAAUCCCAUACACAAGCCCAAGUAUAUGAAUAUAGAUAGCAGUAUACAGUUUGUUACGUGAAGCUAUGGAGGCCGUAGAUGUUACACUGUACCUGGGUCACAGAUCACUAUGUUAUGUUUGUGCUCAUAACUCUGUGUAAAAUGAAGAAUGAUUCAUGUAGUCCUUCUUUUCCAUUAUUUGAUUGUGUGCAUAUUGACAUUUUUCUGUGCUUUCUUUGGCUUGCCACAAAAUGACCUUUUAAAUAUAUACAUAUAAACUAAGAAUAUACCACAGUAUUUACAGUAUUAAAUUAAGCAUUU